AUGAAGAUCCUCAUUGUGGGCGCAGGUCUUGGCGGCCUCGCGGCUGCGUACUGCUUUGCCAAGGACGGCCACCAUGUCUUUGAGAGGCGAGAGAAAUUGUCGCCAAAGGGGAGUGGACUGCUGAUCCGUCCUGGCGCGUCUCGCAUUCUUCAAUCUUGGGGCCUUGGAGACGCCAUUGAACAAGUCGCGGACACCUGUCUCCCGAUCCUCAUUCGAGACCUGAAGACCGGGAAGGACAAGAUACGCACUUUGCCAGCAUCUCUCACCAAAUAUCCAGAUUGGGGCAUUCAUCGGCCGAUUCUACAGGAUAUUCUCUACCAACAUGCCGUGCACGCUGGGGCCGAGAUUUUCUUCAACAGUUCCGUGGAAGACUUCUCAGAUGAACCCGGCGUAAGUCCAAGAUUACAACUAAAAGGAGGGAAAACAAUAGCCGGCGAUCUCAUUCUCAUUGCUGACGGGAUUCAAUCACGCCUGCGUACUAAAGUUUUAUUUGACGUUUCCGCGGGGUGGUCGGUGAACCCGCAAGUCAGCGAUUCGGUCUACUAUGGCGUAACAGUGUCACAGAAAGAACUACAAUCGGAUAGUGACGCCAGCUUAUUGCUACAGGAGUUCGAAACAUGUGUUUGGGCAGGCGAUGAGCGUUUUGUCAUUGGUCGGAAGCCCAGAAAAAUGGAAUUCUGGAGCGGCUUGUUCGGCCUCAAACACGAUGAUGGCCAUGCCAGCAUGUGGAGCGAGGAUGGAGAUAUCGCAUUUGUGAGGCAGCGUUUUGAGGGGAUAUGCCCUCCACUUUCUGCAGUUCUCAAAUUGGCGACUAAGUGCGACAGGUGGAAGAUCGCCCAAAUACCAAAUCUUCCCCGCUGGACGAGUAGGACUGGCAGAACCAUCCUAUUGGGUGACUCAGCCCAUGCAAUGGAGCCCAAUGCAGCACAGGGCUUGUCGCAGACUAUCGAGGAUAUUGGGGUAUUGCACAUAUUGCUUUCGUCACUUCCUUACCUGAGUGUCGCAGUGAUAAGUAGAUUUUGGGAAGAUAUUCGAAAGCCUCGUGUUGAACGCAUCAAAUCCUUUGCUGCUUGGAACACGCAAAGGUUUCUCGGGCACAAAGAUCACGCGGCCUCGCAUCAAAAAUAUGCUGAUACCGACUGGGAUUCCAUCAAAAAUAUCGAACCAGAUCCUGCCGCAGAUUUCAGAAGCCCUGCGUUCUUCAAGUGGGCCCACGACUAUGAUGUCGUUGAACAUACUAGAAAGUACUUGGAGAAAGUCAACACACCAAGCUCGCGAUUGUAA
Molecule: messenger RNA, 1284 nt
Organism: Aspergillus tubingensis
Lineage: Eukaryota; Fungi; Ascomycota; Eurotiomycetes; Eurotiales; Aspergillaceae
Product: FAD-dependent oxidoreductase
Exons: 5
Coding region: 1-1284 (427 amino acids)
Biological process (GO): secondary metabolite biosynthetic process
Molecular function (GO): FAD binding; monooxygenase activity
Source: RefSeq, a predicted model, not a curated record